Molecule: messenger RNA, 2283 nt
Organism: Bombyx mori (domestic silkworm)
Lineage: Eukaryota; Metazoa; Arthropoda; Insecta; Lepidoptera; Bombycidae
Gene: pdm3
Product: POU domain, class 6, transcription factor 2
Exons: 13
Coding region: 465-2243 (592 amino acids)
Biological process (GO): regulation of transcription by RNA polymerase II
Molecular function (GO): RNA polymerase II cis-regulatory region sequence-specific DNA binding; DNA-binding transcription factor activity, RNA polymerase II-specific
Source: RefSeq, a predicted model, not a curated record
GUGAACGUCAGCGUACUGACGUGGACGGCCGUAUCGGCGUGUUCCCGCGGCCCUUUUGACAGCUACUUCAAAAAAAUAACGUUCGCGCGUCUUUUGUUGACAUUUCCGAAAUCGGCGCGAAUUAAUCUGUCAAAUUUUUCGCCGCGUUCUGAUUUCGAACUGAGUGGGUGAGUUUGGAGAGCUUAGAAGUUGAAUGUGGACAGUUGCUGUGUAUUAAGUAACUAUCUGUUGGACGAGCUAAGAAGGUUUUAAUAAAGUGAUGAAUCAGCGAGCCUCCGACUAAUUAGCGUCGUUGCAGCCGCGAAAACAUAUUUAAGCAUCCCGAUAAUAAAACUUUUGCAAUCAUUUUGCCGUUGAGGAUCCCGGACGGCGCCAAGCUGUUUUACCCCUACUUGAAGACGUCCUCCCUACACAGGGACUUCCUGUUUGCAAGUGGCUCCGACGAGUCGGGAUGCGAGGCUGAUAUGUUGGAGGGCGCGGAGGCGGGUCGGCACUCGCCGCCCCGGCCGCAGCAAGAGCCCAUCAACCUCAAGAAUGAGCAGGCGGAAUCGGAUCGGGAGAGUGGCGCGAGUUCGCCGGAGGGGGGCACGACGCGGGCGCAAUUAGCUGAGCCGCGUACCCCCUCGCCAAGAACCAGGACACCGCACCACCAGCACAUGAAUGGCUCCAUGGCGUCGAUGUUCCAAAACCUGCAGAACCUCGCGAGCAUGCAACAGAACAUGCCUAUGUCGCAACAACUCCAGCAGCAGAUGUCCCAGCAGAUGUCGCAGCUGGCGGCAAAUCUCCAGGGUCUGGCGUCCAUGCCGUCGAAUCCGGUUAUCAACUCCCCUUUAAACUUGAGCGUCAGCGCCCCGGGAAUGGGCUCCCCGAGCCCCGUGAGCAACAACAAUAUGCUGCCACCAGCGAUGCCGUCUCCGAUGCCGCAGCUAAUACUCGCGUCAGGGCAACUGGUCCAAGGAAUCCAGGGUGCUCAACUACUCAUACCUACUUCGCAAGGAAUCGCAACCCAAACAAUCCUGACGAUACCAGUCAACCACGUCAACUCUAACGAUCAAAUGGUGAACCUAGCUCUAAACAACGGCCAAGUCGUCUCCACGUCCCUAGCCAAUCUCCAAGCGAUGGCCCAACCCCAUCAGCUACUCAACUCGAAUCCCCAACAAUCAUCAAACAUUCGACCCAACAUGCUGAAUCCAAGUUUAUCGAAUGCCCUACUCAACCCGGGCUUACCGAACUUCUUGUCUAACGGAGCGGCCAAUGCCCAAGAAUUGCUUCAAGCGUUACAACAACAGCAGCCUCAAGGGAACCACAGUUUGCUGCAGACGGUACAGCAGAACAAUAUGGCGCAGCAGAUGCAAGGCAGAAGAUCCUCUUCUCCAAGGCCUGAGAGGCAUUACAAAGAGAGGGAGAGCUACGAACGGUAUUCUAGUAGUGUUAGAGAGAGAAAUGAACGUGAGGGAGCAGCAGCCAUGAACAGUAUUAAUAGGCUUGCUGCGUCGAAUGGCGAGAUCACGAUCACGACGUCCCACAACGCGAGCGGCGCGACUAGCAGCGCCGGCAGCGGAACCGGGCCGAUUCCGUCGCCGCACGCACCCGUCAAACUAUCGCCGGGCUCGGUGAAGUCGCCAUCGCACGACGACGCCGAUCUGUUGGCAGACUCACCAAACCAGCCAACGAUCAGCCAGUCUUCCAGCAACGUAGUCGAUGGGAUCAACUUAGAAGACAUCAAGGAAUUCGCGAAGGCCUUCAAACUGCGACGACUUGGUCUGGGACUUACGCAGACCCAAGUAGGCCAAGCCCUGUCGGUCACCGAAGGACCAGCAUAUAGUCAAAGUGCGAUCUGCAGUGCCCUGGCUUCGCAGAUGCUAGCAGCUCAACUGUCUUCACAACAACAAAACAUAUUUGAGAAAUUGGAUAUAACACCAAAAAGUGCGCAGAAAAUCAAACCGGUGCUCGAACGUUGGAUGAAGGAAGCCGAGGAAAGGUACGCAUCCGGUCAAAAUCAUCUGACGGACUUCAUUGGAAUGGAGCCGAGCAAAAAGCGCAAACGGCGAACAUCGUUCACACCUCAGGCCCUAGAACUGCUCAACGCGCACUUCGAAAGGAACACCCAUCCAUCUGGCACUGAAAUAACCGGACUUGCCCAUCAGUUAGGCUACGAACGAGAGGUCAUCAGAAUAUGGUUUUGCAACAAGCGACAAGCUCUCAAGAACACUGUCCGGAUGAUGUCCAAAGGAAUGGUCUAAAUCAAAUUUAAUGUUUUAAUAAAACCUUUUCUUUUUGUAA